AUGUUGCAACAGUUGGAUACCCGUGGGAUCUAUCCAAUUAACCCCCCAGAUCUCAAGAUAAAAGAGGAGACUAGUCCGACGCUCUUGGUGAGCUGGUGGGCAACACUCUUUUCCCUGACUAUUAUUUUGACUCGAGUAUGUGGUCGCUAUAUCCGGAUCGGACGUUUCUUCCCCGAGGACAAGGUGAUGAUGGCAAGUGUGAUUCCGCUGAUGAUUCGCAUGGCCUUCGUCCAUGUCGUUCUGAUAUACGGCACGAACAAUGUGAAAACGGCUGGCUUGACGGCAAAGGAUAUUCGGCAAAGAGAGAUCGGCAGUAAACUUGUUCUUGUUUCUCGGAUCUUCUAUGCAAUUUUCAUCUGGACCGUCAAUCUCACUGUGGCGCUAUUCCUCAAACGAGUUACUGGAAUGAUCUGGAGACGCUGCCUGGAGAGGCUUUUGCAGUUUCUCUACUUCUUCCUUGCUUCGACAUUAAUCGCAGUGGUCAUUGCCACUCUGGCUGAAUGCCAGCCCUUCGACCAUUACUGGCAAGUCGUUCCUGACCCGGGUGCACAAUGCCGGUCAGGCUACGCGAACUUGAUCACCAUGGGCACAUGCGACGUCGUCACAGACAUACUUCUCGUCGCCUUUCCGAUUCCGAUCAUCCUGACGCACAUGUCCGUGCAACGGAAGGCCUCACUCGUGGCCCUUUUCGCACUGUCACUCAUCCCGAUCGGAUUCACCUGCUACCGGGUUCCAAUGGUUAUCUUCCACAGCGGCUCUCAGCAGUAUCGAUCGCUUCUUGCGUCGCUGGAAAUUCUCAUCGUCACAGUUGUCUCAAACGCUCUGAUCAUCAACUCAUUUGUACGCGAUAAAGGCGUGAAGAAGCCCAAGUUCCAAAAGGCAGUGGGAUCCGCGUCCGUCAGCGAAAGCGUAGAAUACACAUUCAACCAGCACAACGCCGUUACCCAUCAUCAGUGGGGAAGUGACUCAGCUCUCGCCGGUGAAAUGGGCAUGCGUCUCGAUCCCAAUCUCUGUUCCAAUAACGAGCUAUUAUCCCGUCCGGCCAUUGUCACCCCUCUAUCUCCGCAUACCUUCACCACCCGAACAGGCAAGCUGGUCUCAAACUCGCCCUUCAACAGUAACCAUAAUUCGACAGGGACGGAUGAUAUCUCCAUGAUAUCUCCACGGGAAGCUUAG
Messenger RNA from Penicillium samsonianum, 1176 nucleotides. RefSeq lists its product as uncharacterized. The record is from RefSeq and is a predicted model, not a curated record. NCBI's taxonomy places the organism in Eukaryota, Fungi, Ascomycota, Eurotiomycetes, Eurotiales, Aspergillaceae. The transcript has 2 exons. The coding region runs from base 1 to 1176 and encodes 391 amino acids.